Molecule: messenger RNA, 1261 nt
Organism: Oncorhynchus kisutch (coho salmon)
Lineage: Eukaryota; Metazoa; Chordata; Actinopteri; Salmoniformes; Salmonidae
Exons: 6
Coding region: 100-963 (287 amino acids)
Source: RefSeq, a predicted model, not a curated record
GAUAAGAUGUGUUUGUUUACCUUCUCACUCUACCACUUGACUCUGUAACAGUCCCAUAUUUCCUGGUGUCCAUUCCAUUCACUCCAUCGCUGCGAGACAAUGAAGGAUACACACACCCUGUUCAAUCUGCUUCUGCUGCUAGUGUACCUAGCAGGAUCAGCUUUGACCACGGAUGGAGGGAGUGGCAGUAUCAAUGGUCCCUUGGAACUAACCAUAGUGGGACCUGACUUUGUUAAAGUGGGCGUGCCACGCAGCUUUGACUGUGCCGCCCAGUGCUCUCCCUCCUGCAGCUACAGAAUGAGUAUCUACGGACAGAUUUGGCAGGGCAACAAGCUGUUGUUCACAGCUCGCCAAUGGGAAGAGUCCCUAAACCUUACAUGCACUGCAAGGAAUGAUGACUCUGGGAGGUCCUCUACAGUAUCUAAGAUACUCCAGGUUUUAGCUGGACCAACCAACGUAUCGAUCACAGGCCCUGCCCUGAUGACCCCAGGGGCCCCUCAAAGCUUCCAGUGUAACGCCGACUGCCGUCCCUCCUGCAACUACACCUGGAAGAUAAAGGGCCGAUGGCUCGGGGGGCAGGGGAGCGAGAUUACUGUAACUCCCGAAGAAUUGGCCACCUCUGUUACCCUGAACUGCAAGGCCAUCAACAGUGUGUCUGGGCUCUAUGCCAUGGCAACCAGGAAAAUACCUGUGACAUCUGGUCCAUCAGAGGUCCACAUCAUAGGCCCAGAAUCUGUUGCAGUCGGCUUCAAGUCCAUGUUUCAGUGCAUUGCCAAAUGCACUCCCGCUUGUGACUACCAGUGGACCAUUGAUGGUCACACUGUCCAUGGCAGGGAGAUGGAGAUGACGGUCGAGCAACAUGUGAAGCCAGAGAAGAUUAUGUGCCACGCUCAGAAUACGAUCUCAACUAAUUUUGAGGUGGUCACCAAGACCGUACGAGUGGAAGACAAUGACAAAAAAUGAUCCUCUCAAAACAAUAUGCUUGUCAAGCUGUGUCCAGGUUGUGAUUGUACAAUCAGACCAUCUCUGGGAGGAAGCGUCAGCAUUGGACAGCAGCUGAAACUGGGUCUCGAUUGAGUACAAACACUCCUUGCUGACAACACCAGGCUCCAAAGCAUUAAAGCUGUAAAACAGGAAAACAGACUGAAAAUAGACAAGACAUUAUAACCUUGCAUACCCGCUACAGUGCCUUCAGAAAGUAUUCACACCCCUUGACCUUUUCCACAUGUUGUUGUGUUAGUCAGAAUUUUUAAUUUGAUAC